CGCGGCGAAGCCCAUUUCUGUCGCUUCUCGCAGCCCCUCGCCAUGGACUGCGCGGCCGAAGCCGAGUUCAACAUCCUCCUGGCGACCGAUUCGUACAAGGUUACUCAUUAUAGGCAAUAUCCGCCCAAUACAAGCAAAGUUUAUUCCUACUUUGAAUGCCGAGAGAAGAAGACUGAAAACUCCAAAGUAAGGAAGGUGAAAUAUGAGGAAACCGUAUUUUAUGGGUUGCAGUACAUUCUUAAUAAAUACUUAAAAGGGAAAGUCGUGACCAAAGAGAAAAUCCAGGAAGCCAAAGAGGUCUACAAAGAGCAUUUUCAAGAUGAUGUCUUUAACGAGAAGGGUUGGAACUAUAUUCUUGAGAAGUACGAAGGACAUCUUCCUAUCGAAGUUAAGGCCGUUCCCGAGGGCUCUGUCAUUCCUCGAGGAAACGUUCUCUUUACGGUGGAAAAUACGGAUCCCGAGUGCUACUGGCUGACAAAUUGGAUCGAGACAAUACUUGUUCAAUCCUGGUACCCAAUCACGGUGGCCACAAACUCCAGGGAGCAGAAGAAAAUUUUGGCCAAGUAUUUGCUGGAGACCUCUGGUAGUUUGGAAGGUCUAGAAUACAAGCUGCAUGACUUUGGCUACCGAGGAGUUUCCUCCCAAGAGACUGCUGGAAUAGGAGCAUCUGCCCAUUUGGUUAAUUUCAAAGGAACUGACACAGUAGCAGGAAUCGCCUUAAUUAAAAAAUACUAUGGGACAAAAGACCCCGUCCCAGGGUAUUCCAUUCCAGCCGCGGAGCACAGUACUAUAACGGCUUGGGGGAAAGAUCAUGAAAAGGAUGCCUUCGAACACAUAGUAACCCAGUUUUCAUCAGUCCCGGUGUCCGUGGUCAGCGAUAGUUAUGACAUUUAUAAUGCCUGUGAAAAAAUCUGGGGCGAAGACCUGAGGCACUUAAUUGUAUCCAGAAGUGCAGAAGCGCCACUGAUAAUUAGACCAGAUUCGGGAAAUCCUCUUGACACAGUAUUAAAGGUUUUGGAAAUCUUAGGUAAAAAGUUUCCUAUUGUGGAAAACUCCAAAGGCUACAAGUUACUGCCACCUUAUCUCAGAGUUAUUCAGGGAGAUGGAGUAGAUAUCAACACCCUGCAAGAGGUUGUGGAAGGCAUGAAGAAGAAGAAGUGGAGUAUUGAGAACAUCUCCUUUGGGUCUGGCGGAGCCCUGCUGCAGAAGCUGACGCGGGACCUCUUGAAUUGCUCCUUCAAAUGUAGUUACGUCGUGACUAAUGGGCUCGGGAUUAAUGUCUUUAAGGAUCCUGUCGCCGAUCCAAACAAAAGGUCAAAGAAAGGUCGUCUGUCUCUCCACCGGACUCCCAAUGGGAACUUCGUCACGCUCGAAGAAGGAAAGGGAGACCUCGAGGAAUGCGGACACGACCUCCUCCGUACCGUCUUCAGGAACGGCAAGGUGACGGAGUGCUACUCGUUCGACGAAGUGCGGAGAAACGCCCGGCUGAAAGACCGCGAGCUCGAACCCGCCCCCCACUAGCCUCCCGGCUCCUCGAGCGGGGCGCGUGUCGAGGGGGGAAGGCCUAACUCAUGAUAUAUUGUACAGAGCUGUGUGGUUUUUGUGUUGGAUGAUGCAGUACAGCCCAAUUCUCCGUCGGUUUACGCCCUAUCUACCGCCCUAUUUCUUUUGCCAGUGUUUAGAAGAUCGAAAAUGGGGAGAGGACCCAACUGGGGGAAAAGGAUUCAGCGCUUCUUAGGGCCCUUCGCCAAUAGCUAGCGAGUCAAUCUGGUAUUGAUCUUUCCACGGACAACACAGCCGAGAAACUUUUUUUUAUAUAUAACGGAACAGCCCAUAAAGCGGAUUUACACGCGGUGAUCACGAUGGCUUUAUGUUUAUAUUUAACUUGUAUUUUUGUACAAACGAGAUCGUGUAAGAUAUAUUUAAGGUUUCAGCGACUCAACGGUCUUUCCGACUUCUCGUGAUUUUUACGAGCACCGUUUCAAGAAACUACUCGGAGAAGAUUCAUCGCCUUCCGUCCGUCAGUCAGCAAAUAAAACAUGGCCUUAACGAAGUCAUUGGUGUCACUGUCCCGUUGGAAAUACCGACCUCCCGGUCCCCCGUUAAUUAUUUCCGCACUAAAGACACGAUGGUUCUUGUGGAGGGCGCCGGUCACACCUGUCAGCGCCCUGGGCGCGGCGUGAGGUGGAGACCCACGAAAUACCAAAUCGCGAGGGAGUCUGUCUGUACUGCAAAUUGUGCCAGCUAUUGCCUAUGACUCGAUUAUGCACCUCAAGAUUUUGUAGAGAUAAUGCUUUUAAGGGAACGCCUCUUCCAUGUAGGUUAUAUAUAUAUGUGUAUAAAUAUAUAUAUAUAUACAUACAUACCUGUAAAAUAUUGACAGAUGUGGAAGUGGUGUAUUUUAAAGUAAUAACACUUCUGGGCUUAUUUUUCGUAUUCUAGAGACGACAUGACUUUGCCGUGAAACAUUGGACUGGGUAGUGCACUUGAUUUUGAUCUUUACUUUCUUAUCCAUCGGGUCUUUUUUUUUUCUCGUCAAACUGGAAUAGAGUUUUUUUUCUUUUUUAAAGAAAAAACAACAUUGUAGAAAGUAGUGACCCGAGCGAAGUCUUGGAUCUGAACGACGGUGCGCGUUUGACCGGAGUCGGGGCCCGGUCUGGGCUCGACGGCUGCCCCGGGGCCGCGGUUCCGAGCCCGCAUGGGGCAGCCGUGAAUUUAAUAACGCACUGCCAAGUCCCGGGCCCGGUCCCGCUCUCCGGAGGAAGAGGUUUCCGAGGUUUCCAAGCCUAAGGCCCGGAAGACUCUGGCCCGUUCCGGAGCGUUUCCCCGUAUUUCCCUGUUAGGUGCGCUCCCCUAAGGAGGCUGGGUUGAAGAGGAUCCUAGACAAAAGCAAAGAACAAACCAUCGCCGUGAGAACGGUCUAAAACCAAAAAGCCAUAAAAACACGGCCCUCGGGCAGAGCUCGGUAUCUCGGGAUACCGAGAUGGGCGGUUGGGAAAGAACGCGCUUCUCCCCUUUUAGACUGUGAGCCCACUGUUGGGUAGGGACUGUCUCUAUGUGAUGCCAAUUUGUACUUCCC
Molecule: messenger RNA, 3079 nt
Organism: Tachyglossus aculeatus (Australian echidna)
Lineage: Eukaryota; Metazoa; Chordata; Mammalia; Monotremata; Tachyglossidae
Gene: NAMPT
Product: nicotinamide phosphoribosyltransferase
Exons: 11
Coding region: 43-1521 (492 amino acids)
Biological process (GO): NAD+ biosynthetic process
Molecular function (GO): nicotinamide phosphoribosyltransferase activity
Source: RefSeq, a predicted model, not a curated record